Molecule: messenger RNA, 1589 nt
Organism: Folsomia candida
Lineage: Eukaryota; Metazoa; Arthropoda; Collembola; Entomobryomorpha; Isotomidae
Product: vesicular glutamate transporter 3-like
Exons: 9
Coding region: 17-697 (226 amino acids)
Biological process (GO): monoatomic anion transport; synaptic transmission, glutamatergic; neurotransmitter loading into synaptic vesicle
Cellular component (GO): excitatory synapse; synaptic vesicle membrane
Molecular function (GO): neurotransmitter transmembrane transporter activity; L-glutamate transmembrane transporter activity
Source: RefSeq, a predicted model, not a curated record
CCGUGCUGUUUGCGACAUGACCAAGCGGUAUUUGUUGGCGUGUUUAGCCAGCCUUGGUUUUCUGAUAUCAUUCGGAUUACGAUGCAGCAUGGGAAUUGCCAUCGUUCACAUGAUUACAGUUAAGAAAAUACCACGGAUACCGGAAUUUGACUGGGAGUGGGAAACCAUGCGGCUCAUCGAGACUUUAUAUUUUAUUGGCUGCUUAAUAUCUCAGAUUCCGGGAGGAUUCCUGGCAGCAAGAUAUAAGGCGAAUAUAAUAUUCGGAACUGGCAUUGGGGCAACCGCUAUUUUACAUUUUUUCGUCCCUACGGCUGCCCGACUUGGACCUCAAUGCCUCAUAAUUGUCCGAAUUCUGCAAGGCAUUGCUGACGGUGUGACGUUUCCGGCCAGUCAUGAAAUCUGGAAAUGGUGGGCACCUCCCUUGGAUAGGACACAACUCGUCACGCUGGCUCUUUGUGGAUCGAUUCUGGGAGCUGUGGUUGGGACACCGGUGUCAGAAUGGUUAGCAGAAGGACAAGGAUGGCCUGCAAUGUUUUAUUUUUACGUGAGAUCCCAUGCCGACUAUUUGGCCCCUUGUAAUUCCACAUUAAGAUGUCGAAACCACGAAAUGUAUUGUUCCGAAGGGGUUUGCCAAUGUCCGCCCAACAAGGCUCCUGUCAUGCUUCGAUGGGACCUCCACUGUCGAGGUGAGAUAUAGUGCAAAUAAAUAAAACGGAUUUCUACCAUUGAGGACCAUCCCUGGGUAAUUUCGAACGCGUCGUGCCUCUCCUCCAAGAAGACGGUGGCCAAGUCGUCCUGCCGCCACAGUCCCUGCUACUCCGGGAUCUUGGUCGACCUCUUGCGCAGUGCAGACGAGGACGGAAAGUUUCUGGACAAUUGCACAAUCACGGAGGUCACUUGGGUUGGACAGUUUAAAUCCGGGGCUUGGACGAACAACUCGAUCAUGGAUCACCUAGCUGGAAACAAAACUGAUCUUGGACUUGCUAUUUUCAAUCAACCCACCUUAUCGCCACACGUUAAGGCAGCCGUCCAUUUCGAAUCCAUCUUGGUGGGAAACUAUAAAAACAAUGUUGCUUUAGGAAUCGCAUUUCCCAAAUCCUUCAAUGAAGAGCGCGUUCACGAGUUGGGCGAUAGAAUCCUGCAAGUGACAGAUCACGGCCGAGCGGGAGAAAUCUUUGAUAAAUAUUUCCUCCAGGAUGGGCCCACUCUGUGGAAAAAGGACAAGCAGUUGACGACUUUUAUGCCGAGACGGGUCGUUUAUUGGUUAUAGCUUACUGGGAAAAAUGAUAAAUAAAUUGUUAUCAAUGUAUGUGGGAACUUUCCUUAAAUGAGAAAUAUACGCGGAAAUGUGUGAAAAAAUGAAGAAAUUGAGUACAUUUAUCUACUGAUGUGCUGGUUUUUCAAAUCAUUUUCAUAUUUCCAAUCAAAUCUAAGGGAAUGUUCACAAAAUUUGUAACACACGAAGGGGUCAAAAGUCGUCUGUCUCUGCCAUGUCAAAAUUCCUAAUUAGUGCUCACAUGCAUUUCCAUAAACUUUUAGUAAAUACAUUUAGUAACGGAUUAUUGGAAAUAUGUAAAUUCAUGAUUCUU